UCCCUUUUCUUUUUCAGCUCUCUCUCUCUCUCUCUCUCUCUCAUGGGAUUAUCAAAGAACAAAACGCUGAAACUGAAUGUAAAAUCUCUCUCUCCAUCUUUUUGCCUUCUCUCUACUCGAAUUCGGUCUAUCGGGGGCUUCGAUCGUUUGUAACUUGUGAAGACAGUGGAGAAACUCACAAGGCAGGAGCCUCAUAGCUAGGGAGGCCUUUUGGCAGCCACAGGAUAUGGUUUGAGCAUCCACUGAACGACAAUUCUAUUUGGCUAAUUUGUGGAUACUUGUGAUCUUGGGUAUCUGUUCAAUGCCUUCAGCAGAUUCGCCUCAGUGGCAAGAGAAGGCUAGUGAUUUUUUUUCAUCCUCAGGGGUGAAGCUUAAAGAAGCUGGGCAAUCUGCAGGAACAUUUGUGGGGGAGUUUGCAAAGGAUGCAAAGGAGAAUGUUGCUGAUGUGGCAGGAAAAGUCGGGUCAGUGGUCAAAACUCGGUGGUCUCUCCUUCAGCAGCCAUCCACCAGACAUGCCAUGCAGGAGCGUUUUAUUUCUGCAGCUGCUACUACUAGCAUGUUUUUAAGGAGAGGUUAUUCAGGAACAAAGGAAAAGGUUGCAGUUGGAAAGACAAAAGUUGAAGAGGUAGCAAAGAAAACUGCACAUAAAAGUAAGACUUUGUUAACUGAUAUUGAGAGAUGGCAGAAGGGAGUUGCGAGCAUUGAUGUAUUUGGUGUUCCAAUUGAAGUUACAACUCAGCGGCAACAAUCCAGCAGGCCUAUUCCCCAUAUUCUUAUCGCAUGUGCAGAUCAUCUCAUUUUAUCAGGAUUAAACACACCAGAGUUGUUCAAGUCUGAAGGAGACAAAAAGGUAAUCCAGCAAUUGAUUUCAUUAUACAAUCGAGAUUCAAAUGCAUCAUUACCAGAGGGUGUAAACCCCGUAGAUGUUGCAGCUCUCACUAAGUGUUACCUUGCCAGUCUUCCUGAGCCAUUAACCACAUUUGAGUUAUAUAAUGAAAUCAGGGAUGCUCGUUCAAGCAUAUAUCUGAUGAGAAAUAUAUUGAAGAAGCUUCCUACUGUUAACUACAUGACACUAGAAUUAGUUACUGCACUACUGCUCCGAGUUAGCCAGAAAUCACUUCUUAACAAGAUGGAUGCUGGAAGCCUUGCCAUGGAAAUGGCCCCUAUCAUUAUGUGGCAGAAGGGACGCAGACCUGAAUAUUUUAGACGGUUUUGCAAUCAGCCUGCGAACAAUGCUUCCAAGAAGAUGGACCCAGCACCUAACUUCAAUUCUUGGGACAUGCUUGAUGAAGAAGGUGAAGAUGCAGAUGCAUCCUCUCCCAUUCCUUUGGAUGAUGGCUUGCCAGUCGACUUCGGUGCAAUCGAGGUUGUUCAAUGCUUGAUCGAACAUCACAAUGCAAUUUUCACAGAUGCCAAUGAGACUGUCUGGAGGUGAGUUUGAGGUAUCCUCUUCUGUCAUUUAGCAAGGGAAUCAUUGAGUUGGACGCUAAUAAUGUCACAAGGUGUGACUCCAAAUUUUCUGGUGGUCGUCGUUGCCCAGUGACGGAUGUAAAUUUCUUCACCAGAUUCGGGUGAUUUUUUGUGGGUGUGGGUGUAAAUUUUUGGAGUUAAUAUUGCUGAUUUAGACCUGUAAAAGUAAUAUUCUUCCUCCAUUUUGACUAGGCUCUUCUUAAUAGUUCUUCAUGUGAAUAAUUUGGGUAAUGAAUAUCUACUGAAUGGUUUGCUUGGGAACAUUUGUUUGCCGAAUAGAAUUUGAUUAGCUGGGAUGAGUUUGUGCAAUUUCCUA
Diospyros lotus (date-plum) is the source of this 1786-nucleotide messenger RNA. RefSeq lists its product as uncharacterized. The record is from RefSeq and is a predicted model, not a curated record. Gene Ontology annotation, biological process: signal transduction. The transcript has 11 exons. Bases 302 to 1435 code for a protein of 377 amino acids. NCBI's taxonomy places the organism in Eukaryota, Viridiplantae, Streptophyta, Magnoliopsida, Ericales, Ebenaceae.